AUGGAUUUUCCUUCAUCAGAAGUAAAAGUAAUCUCAGAAUGUUUCGUUAAACCCAAAACCAUGCCUGAGAAAUGGGAGGAGGCAUACCAUUUAUCACUAAUGGGUCAUUUCAUGCUCUCUUUGUACUAUAUCCAAAAGGGUCUUCUCUUUCUCAAACCAUCUAACGGUGCAAUCAAACCGAAAUACUUUAUGGAGACUUUUCUGCAGAAGCUUACAGACUCUCUAGCCACAGCACUUGUGCCUUUCUAUCCGCUAGCUGGUCGCCUCUCGAGUUCCUUAACCGAUGAUGCAAGUUCAUAUUCGGUGUUUGCGGAUUGCAAUAACAGUCCCGGAGCUAAAUUCAUCCAUGCCAAAUCGGACCUAAGUGUUGGAGAUAUUGUUGGGUCCAAAUAUGUUCCUUUGGUUGUUCAGUCUUUCUUUGAUCAUCACAAAGCAUUGAGUGGCGAUGAUCAUACCAUGAGUCUCUUAUCUAUAAAGGUAACAGAACUUAUGGAUGGAGUGUUCAUAGGAUUGUCUAUGAAUCAUGCGAUUGGAGAUGGAAGUUCCUUCUGGCAGUUCUUUAACUCAUUGUCCGAGAUUUUCAACUCACAAGAAGAAACCACUUAUAACAAACUAUUGCGUCUCAAGAAUCCUCCAAUCUUUCGUGAAGGGUCCGGUCCUAUUUGCAGCCUUCCUCUCAGUAAACCUGAUGACUCGAUUCGUCGAAUGGAACCUCCCGUCUGGAAGGAGAGAAUGUUCCAUUUCUCAUCUGAAACAGUGAGAUCACUGAAAUCAAAGGCGAAUCAAGAGUGCGGAACAACAACUAUUUCGUCUUUUCAGUCAUUGAUCGCAUUUUUGUGGAGAAGCAUUACAAGAGCAAGAAAAUUACCAAAUGAUCAAGAAACUACUUGCAGACUUACUGCAGGCAACAGAUCAAGAAUGGUUCCACCGUUGCAUAUGAAUUACUUUGGGGUUUACGUGUCUCUCGUGAAAGCGACUAUUAAAACUGGUAAUCUCUUAGAGAAUGAGUUUGGAUGGGCUGCUUUAAAGCUGCAUCAAGCUGUAGCCCAACACAACGACGAGAAGAUCUCUUCCGACAUGGAUAGAUGGUUGAAGUCGCCUUCUAAUCUGCGUUUUUUCGAUACGAACGUAGUUCAUGUCGGAAGCUCCCCGUGGUUUAACAAGUACGGAAGCGAGUUUGGGAUGGGAAAAGCUGUUGCGGUUAGAAGCGGUUAUGGCAAUAAGGUUGACGGGAAGGUAUCAGCUUAUCCGGGAAGAGAAGGUGGAGGAAGCAUAGAUUUGGAAGUGUGCCUUCUUCCAGAGAUCAUGGAAGCUUUGGAAUCAGAUCAAGAGUUCAUGUCCAUUGUCUCUCAAGCAUAG
Messenger RNA from Eruca vesicaria subsp. sativa (arugula), 1359 nucleotides. The record is from the annotation of a GenBank genome assembly. NCBI's taxonomy places the organism in Eukaryota, Viridiplantae, Streptophyta, Magnoliopsida, Brassicales, Brassicaceae.